CUGUGGCUUUGGAUUCUUCUGGCAAUUCGUGCUUUCCAGCUUUUCAUGGCCAUGGCUAUAUGUCUAACCAUAAACCCAUAACCUCAUUCAGUGGGAAAGUUUAAGAAUUGGCUAAAAGGGCUUCAUGCCCUUCCCUUUUGGCUUUCUGGGUUAGAAAGUUUUGUGGGUACAGACUGAUUCAGAGAGAAAGUGAGAGAGAAAGAGAGAGAGAGAUGUGGAGGAUGGAAGGCUGGUAGUGCUGUUCAUCAGCAUCUGUGUUCUGGGUUUAAUCCCCAUUGCCAUCAAUGGCGACACGGAUCCAAGUGAUGCUGCUGCUCUAAGGGUAAUGUUUGGCAGCAUGAAUUCACCAUCCCAGCUAGGUUGGCCUGCAAGUGGUGAUGAUGCAUGUGGACAGCACUGGAAGGGCAUUAGUUGCUCAGGCAACCGAGUCACAGAGAUCAAGUUACCUGGCCUUGGACUAACGGGAACACUAGGCUACCAGUUACAAACCUUGACAUCUGUGAUCAACCUGGACAUGAGUAAUAAUAAUCUUGGAG
This is a messenger RNA of Neltuma alba, 536 nucleotides long. Its product is annotated as protein STRUBBELIG-RECEPTOR FAMILY 7. NCBI's taxonomy places the organism in Eukaryota, Viridiplantae, Streptophyta, Magnoliopsida, Fabales, Fabaceae. The record is from RefSeq and is a predicted model, not a curated record.